Molecule: messenger RNA, 1198 nt
Organism: Chroicocephalus ridibundus (black-headed gull)
Lineage: Eukaryota; Metazoa; Chordata; Aves; Charadriiformes; Laridae
Gene: B3GAT3
Product: beta-1,3-glucuronyltransferase 3
Biological process (GO): carbohydrate metabolic process; chondroitin sulfate proteoglycan biosynthetic process
Cellular component (GO): Golgi membrane
Molecular function (GO): galactosylgalactosylxylosylprotein 3-beta-glucuronosyltransferase activity
Source: RefSeq, a predicted model, not a curated record
AGACCCCUCAGGAUCCCCCUGGACUCCCUCAGGAGGCUCCAGGGGCCCCCCCUGGACACCCCCAGCCCCCCCCCGAGCCCCUCCCGGACCCCCCCCGGCCCCGCCAUGAGGGUGAAGCUGAAGAACAUCUUCAUCAUCUACUUCGUGGUGUCGCUGGUGGGGCUGCUCUGCGCCCUCCUGCAGCUCGGACAACCCUGUGACUGCACCCAGCAGCGGAGGGGCCGGGACCGGGAGCGGCUGCUGGGGGAGCUGCGGGGUGGGGGGGGCCGGGGGGGACCCCGGGGGCAGGGGGGGGCCCGGGUCCUGCCCACCAUCUACGUGGUGACCCCCACCUACGCCAGGCCGGUGCAGAAGGCAGAGCUGGUGCGACUGUCGCAGACGCUGCUCCACGUGCGGGCGCUGCACUGGGUGGUGGUGGAAGACGCCCCCGCCCCCACGGCGCUGGUGGGGGGGCUUUUAGCUGCCAGCGGGGUCCCUUACCCCACCACCCACCUGAACGUCGAGACCCCCCCCGAAAUCCGCCGCCGCCCCGGGGACCCCCCUUGGCUGCGCCCCCGCGGCGUGGAGCAACGCAACCGGGCGCUGCAGUGGCUGCGGGAGACGCGGCUGCCCGGCGAGGGCGGCGUGGUUUACUUCGCCGAUGACGACAACACCUACAGCCUGCGGCUCUUCGAGGAGAUGCGCAGCACCCGUGGCGUGGCCGUCUGGCCGGUGGGGCUGGUGGGGGGGCUGCGUUUCGAGCGGCCGCUGGUGGCGGGGGGGCGGGUGGUGGGCUUCCACACCGCCUGGAAACCCGAGCGCCCCUUCCCUCUGGACAUGGCCGGCUUCGCCGUGGGGCUGCCCCUCCUGCUGGCCCACCCCGCGGCCCGCUUCGACCCCCAAGCCGAGCGGGGCUACCUGGAGAGCAGCCUGCUGGGGGGGCUCGUGUCCCCCGCCGAGCUGGAGCCCAAGGCUGACAACUGCACCCAGGUUCUGGUGUGGCACACGAGGACAGAGAAGCCGAAGCUGCGGCAGGAGGAGCAGCUGCAGCGCGAGGGCCGGGGCUCCGACCCCCACAUCGAGGUUGCCGCCGGCGCGGGCCAGGCAGUGCAGGGCCAGUUCCAGGUUGGUGCCCCCCCCGGGCAGGGCGCUGGAGCAAGCCAGGUCCAGUAAGGUCUCUACUAUGGGGGGGGGGACACACACGGCAAGGUGAGGAUGG